AACUCCGUUUGUCUCUCAUCCCCUUGGGGACCUUCACCUUCACAACUUGACCCGAAUAUCGGCUCAAAAGUCCACUCAAUGCGAUAUCGGGACAGCAUGUACGACGUAUCUCCCGCAGCCUGGCGGACCGUCAUGCAUGUGCAAGUGAUUUGCUGACGAUUGUCAUAUAUAAAUGGCCUCGCAUGAGGAGGAGGGACAUCCCUCCAGACCUCUUGUCAGGUUUUGUUCGAGAUGCAUAUCUCUACGCCAUUGACAGUGUUGCUCGCAGCUUUGCCAGCUCUGCCAGUUUUGGCUGGCCAGGUUCCCGUGGUUGACGGCAUAAUUGGUGGUGUUCCACAAAACAUCACGGAGACCCUUCAUGAAGAGGCAACAGCUAUACCUGCUGCUACGACUCCUGGAAAGCUUAGGGUUACCGAAAACAGUGGUGUUUGUGAGACAACUCCCGGUAUAUACCAAGCUUCCGGCUACGGAGAUCUCUCGUCAAAUGAGAGUAUCUGGUUCUGGUUCUUUGCUGCACGCAAUAACUCUGAUACUGCACCCCUCGCCAUCUGGUUGAACGGAGGUCCGGGAAGCUCCAGCAUGAUUGGUCUUUUCCAAGAACUUGGACCAUGUCGUAUCAACAAUGACACCACUACAGUGAGCUUGAAUCCUAAUGCUUGGAACGAAGCUGCCAACAUGUUGUUUAUCGACCAACCUGUGGGGGUUGGCUUUUCCCAUGGUACAACGAGUGUUGGAACGUCGCAGCAGGCAGCUUCCGAUACCUGGAAGUUCCUCCAAAUCUUCUUCGCGGACUCUCGAUUCAGCAAGUUCCAGGAGAACGAAUUUGCUGUUUGGACAGAAUCCUACGGUGGUCACUAUGGACCCACAUUCGCUGCUUACUUCUUGCAACAGAAUGCCGCCAUUGCUAAUGGUACUAUCUCUGGUAUCCCAAUCAACUUGAAAGUACUCGGUGUUGGCGAUGGCCUCACAGAUCCCCUUUCUCAGUACCCCGGCUAUUUGACCUACGCGGCUAACAACCCGUACCACCCUCUCGUCUCUUCGUCUACUCUGAGCCGUGCCAACGACUCCUUCUUCCGCGCUGGCGGCUGCCGCGACCAAAUCCAAUCCUGCUAUACCACGGGCAGCACUUCCAGCUGUUCUGGAGCCCAAUCGUUCUGCAACAACAACAUUCUUUCACCUCUUGCAGGAAACUAUGAUGUUUACUAUGUGUUGGCUCAAGACCCGGACCCAUACCCACCAAGUUUCUCGACGUACUUGGGUAAUGCUAGUCUCAAAGCACAGAUCGGCGCUGAAGUUAACUGGCAAGAGUCCAGCAGCCAGGUUUACAACAACUUUGCGAGGACUGGCGAUUGGAUGACCAACUCGAGGCCACUGUUGGAGACUGUUAUAAAUGCUGGUGUUCGUACGGUUGUAUACGACGGUGAUGCGGAUUACAUUUUGAACUUCAACGGCGUCGAGGCAAUGGUUGACAAUCUUCAGACUCAAUUCACAACGCUCUACCAUCAGCAAUCCUUCAGCAACUGGACUGUAGCUGGUCGAGUGACGGGCCUAGUCAAGAAUGCCGGAACAUUCUCUUACGUCCGUUUCUUCGGAGCUGGUCAUGAAGUUCCUGCAUACACCUAUGGAAAGCUCAGCAGGGGUCAGGCUGCUUUGCAGAUGUUCACGCAGGCGAUGGCCGGUCAGCCCUUGACGUCAACUUGAAGUGGGGCUAGAAACGCUUGUCACGAUAGAAACGAAUCACGAUAGAGACGAGGAAUAACGAAUUAUUGGAUCUUCAUCGGUCACCACGGUUGAUCAUGGUGAGGUCUCGAUGCACGACACAUGUCCAACUCCGAGAAAAGAAGUAGGCUACAAGGGUAUCCAAUUGACGCCGUGAGGUACAACGGUAUACGUGCAUACAACGUACAUAUUUAAUCUUCUUCGUAUUCCUCACCCUGUCGUCUGAAUUACUACAACGGAGAACAUUCUCGUUCCAACCAUGCCAAUGCCCUAGUGUCAUUCUUC
Messenger RNA from Somion occarium, 2004 nucleotides. The record is from the annotation of a GenBank genome assembly. NCBI's taxonomy places the organism in Eukaryota, Fungi, Basidiomycota, Agaricomycetes, Polyporales, Cerrenaceae.